UUUACGAAACGAAAUGUCAAAGUAGAGGUUAUGGCCACAUAAUUCAAAUCACGAAAAUUUGUGCAUUUGUGUAUAUAUUGUUGUAAAAUGUUUCGUCCUUCUUCGAUUCGUAGUCUAUAUUCAACAUUCACAAAGAAUGGAAUACAAGCGCGCCGACCUGAACUGCCUUCUAUUCAGUUAUUUAAUAUACGAUAUAAAUCCUCUACUCCUAUUAAUACCAUAAUUAUGUUUGUUCCACAACAGGAGGCAUGGAUAGUUGAAAGAAUGGGAAAGUUUCAUAGAAUAUUAGAUCCUGGAUUAAACAUAUUAAUACCUAUUGUAGAUAGAGUUAAAUAUGUACAAAGUUUGAAGGAAAUAGCUAUCGAUGUUCCUAAACAAAGUGCAAUUACUUCAGAUAAUGUAAAUCUAAAUAUUGAUGGAGUGCUGUUUCUUAGGAUAAAUGAUGCAUAUCUUGCUUCAUAUGGUGUUGAAGAUCCUGAAUUUGCAAUCACCCAAUUAGCUCAAACAACGAUGAGAAGUGAAUUGGGAAAAAUAUCACUAGAUAAAGUUUUCAGAGAACGUGAAUCUUUAAAUGUUAACAUUGUAGAAUCAAUAAACAAAGCAAGUGAAGCUUGGGGUAUCACAUGCCUCAGAUAUGAAAUAAGGGACAUAAAAUUGCCUGCACGAGUUCAAGAGGCUAUGCAAAUGCAGGUUGAAGCUGAAAGAAAAAAACGUGCAGCAAUUUUAGAGUCAGAAGGAACACGGGAAGCGGAGAUCAAUGUUGCUGAAGGAAAACGUAAAUCAAGAAUUCUUGCUUCAGAGGCUGAGAAACAAGAACAAAUUAAUAAAGCUUCUGGUGAAGCAUGUGCAUUAGUUUCUGUAGCUGAAGCAAGAGCAAAAGGUUUAUUAUUAGUGGCAGAAUCUUUAAAGAAUGCGGAUGGACAAAAUGCAGCAAGUUUGAGUGUUGCAGAACAAUAUGUGCAAGCUUUUAACAAAUUGGCCAAAACCAACAAUACGUUAAUACUGCCAUCAGAUGCUGGUGACGUGUCAUCUAUGGUGGCACAGGCUUUAUCAAUAUAUGGACAAGUGACGAGACCAAAACAAGAGCCGAUAAUGCCAACAUCAAUUCCUAAUCCUCGUUCAAUAUUACCUACAACAUCUGUUACAAAAAGUACAACAGAUGUAAAUAAAACAAUUCCGUCUGUAUCAGUUGCAAAGGAUCCAGAAUAUUAUAGUGAUGAUGAAAGCAUAGUACCCAAAACAACAAACACAAGUACAGAAAAUAAAAAAUUGUGA
Messenger RNA from Ctenocephalides felis (cat flea), 1275 nucleotides. It is a transcript of the gene Stoml2, whose product is annotated as stomatin-like protein 2, mitochondrial. The coding region runs from base 88 to 1275 and encodes 395 amino acids. The record is from RefSeq and is a predicted model, not a curated record. Gene Ontology annotation, cellular component: membrane. The transcript is spliced from 8 exons. NCBI's taxonomy places the organism in Eukaryota, Metazoa, Arthropoda, Insecta, Siphonaptera, Pulicidae.